Molecule: messenger RNA, 498 nt
Organism: Melampsora larici-populina 98AG31
Lineage: Eukaryota; Fungi; Basidiomycota; Pucciniomycetes; Pucciniales; Melampsoraceae
Exons: 5
Coding region: 1-498 (165 amino acids)
Source: RefSeq, a predicted model, not a curated record
AUGUUUGUACCACGCUUCUGUGCCUUGCUCUUUUUGAUCUCGAACAUGAUCAAAGCCGAAGAAGAUACCAAAAUGAUGAUUUCCCUCAAGUACAGGUGGGACGAGGGAGACUCACACUUUGCCGGUAAGGUCAACAUUGACUGGGAUCGAACAGGUACAUGUGAUCACAGAGUCUUCAAAAGUAACCGCGAUAGCUGUAACCCCGCGGUAGCUAAGUUAGAGCCCUUCAGCAAUACGACCAUGGAUUGUAUCAAUCAGGUUAACGACCAUCUCUACAAUAAGGGCAAACGAGGGAAAUGUACGGCGAAGCGAAAUCUGCAAUUCAGAAUUGACCAGAUUAACAAGGAUAAAUUUUUCCUCAUUGAAAUAGACAACAUAUGUUGUGACCACCGUUGCAAAAUCACUGAUUUGCCAGAGAUUACAUGUAAUGCUGGUCCACCAGGACAAGUUAUACAUGUGAAUGGGCAUUAUAUUGCUGAAUGUAAAAAUGGGAAGUAA